CAGGAGUGACCCGCAGUGGGGCGGUGAGUCCCAGAGCCCGCACCGCGCACGGUGCACGGUGCAGGGCACGGAGGCUCCGUGUGGCAGAAGCGCCCAGGGUCCGGAGCCCGCUGCCCAGCACGGGUGACAAUAGGUCCGGCCGAGGGCACCGCGCCCCAGCACCGGCGCUGUCCGAGCGCUGAGCGAUGCCGCCGUGACCGCAGCUCCGCGCACCCCGGCGGCGGCAGGACCGGGGAUCCCCGUCACCCCACGCCUUUGUCUCCUCCGGGGCGCACGGAAAGUGGGAAGGUGUCCCCCACUCCUCCCCGGUCCCCGCGGCAGCAGAAGGGAAUGAGGCACGGAGCGCCCAGCCCCGGCCCGGCGCGGGGAGCAGCGCUGCCUUACCUGUCCCGGAGGUGCCGGUGAGCGGAGCCCGGCUCGCAGGGCAGAGCUGAGCGAGCGGCGGACGGGAGCAGGGCCUGGAGAAGAUGACCACCCUCACACGGCAGGACCUUAACUUUGGGCAAGUUGUUGCAGAUGUUCUUUCAGAAUUCCUGGAAGUAGCUGUUCACCUCAUCUUGUAUGUUAGAGAAGUUUACCCUAUUGGGAUCUUUCAGAAGAGGAAAAAAUACAAUGUACCUGUCCAGAUGUCCUGCCACCCAGAGCUGAACCAGUACAUCCAGGACACGCUGCACUGUGUAAAGCCACUCCUGGAGAAGAACGAUGUGGAGAAAGUUGUGGUUGUAAUCCUGGAUAAAGAGCACCACCCCGUGGAGAGAUUUGUCUUUGAGAUCACCCAGCCACCUCUUCUUUCCAUUAGUUCUGAGUCCCUGCUGUCCCACGUGGAGCAGUUGCUGCGUGCCUUCAUCCUGAAAAUCAGUGUGUGUGAUGCUGUGCUGGACAACAACCCCCCAGGUUGCACCUUCACAGUUCUGGUUCACACACGGGAGGCUGCCACACGCAACAUGGAAAAGAUCCAGGUGAUAAAGGAUUUCCCUUGGAUCCUUGCUGAUGAGCAAGACAUGCAUAUGCACGACCCCCGACUUAUUCCCCUGAAAACCAUGACAUCUGACAUCUUAAAGAUGCAGCUCUAUGUAGAAGAGCGAGCUCACAAAGGCACCUGAUUUCAAAUCUUCCUUGCCUUCAAGCUUCGUCUGAUCUUCCAGUGGAGUAAGAUCUGUCACAAACUGUAACUUGAUAACCAUCUCUUCAGCUGGCCUUCUGGGUGAAUGUAGAGCAGCUGCUGCCUCUUUAUUUCAAGUGCUCUUAUGUGUAAAGAACUGACUUGGAAUGGGGAGCCAGAGCCUGUUCCCAUGUUGACUUGUGUGAGAGAGCACAGGUGUUGAUACAGUUUGUCCUUGGGAAGUCAGUGCUUUAUUACCAGUCCAGUUCUCACCUGAAAAGGGCAGCUCCAUUGCACACAGGCAGUGAUAGACAGCAAGGAGCUGUCACACAAUCCAUGAGAGCAACAUUUGUGCUAAGGGGGAGUGAGGCCUUAUGGAGUGUCUGUCCACUGUGACCAUCCCAAGUAGUCUUCAAUAAAUACUAAGUUUUACCCCAGUUGAACUGGGCUGA
Oenanthe melanoleuca is the source of this 1554-nucleotide messenger RNA. It is a transcript of the gene MAD2L2, whose product is annotated as mitotic arrest deficient 2 like 2. The coding region runs from base 468 to 1103 and encodes 211 amino acids. The transcript has 9 exons. The record is from RefSeq and is a predicted model, not a curated record. Gene Ontology annotation, cellular component: zeta DNA polymerase complex. Lineage: Eukaryota; Metazoa; Chordata; Aves; Passeriformes; Muscicapidae.